UAUUUUUAUCGAUUUUUAAAUUCGAUGGCAACCUUCAUGUAAUAAACUUGCCUCCAGAUAAUGGUUAGGAAAAUGGGCCUUAUCAUGCCUUUAAUUAUUCAGAACUGAAUUUAUGACUUGUAAAAUUAAUUGCAUCUAUGAUUAUGAUUACUAUUGAUAUCAUAUUCAAUCAUGGUUGAUAAUGAACAAUAUGAUAUAUGGAAAAAACAAGAUGCACAAGAGCUAAAUAUCAACGAUUUCAAACAUGGACAUGGCCAUUUUUUUAUUAAAAAAUCUUUUCAUAAACCAACAUACUGUCAUCAUUGUACAGAAAUGCUUUGGGGUCUAAUAGGACAAGGAUAUAUAUGUGAAGUAUGCAACUUCGUCGUUCAUGAUAGAUGCCUGAAAACUGUCGUUUCGCCAUGUUCAACUAUAGCUACUAGUCUCAUAAAAAAUCCAGUUGCUCAUUGUUGGUCCGAGCCGGGUCAUUUUAAACGCAAAUUUUGUAACGUUUGUCGCAAAAGAUUAGAUGAUUCUUGGGCCAUCAGAUGCGAAAUUUGCGAAUACUAUGCUCAUUUGGAAUGCCAAGACUUUGUUGUUAGCGACUGCAAAGACUGUGCAUUAUACACUUCCAAUGGCUUUAAAUGCCAAAUCCAAUAUCAUCAUUGGAGAGAGGGCAACCUGCCAUCUAACUCGAAAUGCUCUAUCUGUAAAAAGACUUGUUGGUCGUCCGAAUGUUUAUCCGGAAUGAGAUGCGAUUGGUGUGGUAUCAAUGCUCACGCUACAUGCUACAAAAAACUUCCGAAAAUAUGCGACUUCGGAUUAUUCAAACCCAUAAUGCUUCCACCUCAAUCUAUUUCGAUACCUAGAGUCGAUUUACCUAGAGAAAUAAUUCUAGGGAUAAAUUCGAAAUUCGUUCCUAUAAAUCGUCAAAUUAUCGAAGAACAGUCAUCCUCUAGUAGUGAAUACAAAACGAGCAAGGAAGAAAAUGAAUCCAGUAGUACUGGAAAGAAGGACAAAGAGAAAGAUGAAGAUAAUUACAUAGCCGUUCGGGUAUACGACGGAAAUGUUUCUUACAAGCGACAACAUAAUUACAAGAAUAUCAUAGUUCAUAAAGGGGAAAGUGUGGAAGAGAUCAUAGCCUCUUCCUUGCGUACAUUCCACGUUUCCGAUAAUCCCAAAAAUUAUUACGCCUCGCUCAUUACUAAUCAGUCUUCUUGCUCCUUAGUUAAAAACGACAUGUUCAAUGACGAUAUAUUAAGAGAUCCCGACCAUUUUUCCCAACUCAAACUCAAUUCCACCCUUUCAAAAUACGGUGUUUCACUUUCCGGUUCUAACAACAAACCCAGCAUUAUUUUGAGAUCCCGGUUAAAAGACGAAACCAAUGGCUACCUGCCCGUUUAUCCUGGCCUGCUAAGAAUUGACCUACGGGAGCCAAAAAACAUUCCAGUGUCGUGCAAUACGACCGUUUAUCAAAUCAUCCAAGAAGCUCUCCCUACAUUUGGGCUGCAAGGAGAAAAUUCAAGAGAUUAUCGCCUCGUCGAAAUGAUUUUAGAAAAGGAAGUCGUUCAGAGGGUCAUGUCCGACGACGAAAAACCUUGGAACAUAAUGCAGAACAUUUCAAAAGAAUCACUUUAUAAGAUGAGAAUGACGCGAUUUUAUCUCCAAGAAAAAGAAGACCCUCACGGUAAAACGAUAUCCUUAUUUAUUGGAAAUCUACCACCCAGUUUGUCGCAAAGGCAAUACGAAACCAUACUAGCAAAUCUUUUGGAAAAAUCGCUUAAAUACAACAAUAUCGGGCCAUUUUACUACGAAUACGGUUGCCUUGUAAUAACUUACGAUUCCCCCGAUAUAUCCGUCAAGGCAUUUAAAACACUUAAAUCCGCCACUUAUGACGAUAAAAGCUUGAUCGUUUUACUCCUACCUAAUAUUCACCCAUCAAAUAUCCCUUCAAACGUGGCCCCACUACUCGUAUUUGUCAACGUUAAAAGCGGAGGAUGCCAAGGGCUAGGACUCAUAUCUUCCUUUCGUAAACUUUUAAAUCCUCACCAAGUUUUUGACUUGGAAAAUGACGGACCUCUACCUGGCCUAUACGUUUUCCGUAACGUGGCCCGUUACAAGAUAUUGAUAUGCGGAGGUGACGGCACGGUUGGUUGGGUCCUUUCCUGCUUGGAUAACGUGGGCCAGGACUCUAAAUGCGAAAAUCCGCCUUGCGCGGUUAUACCUCUGGGCACUGGUAAUGAUUUAGCCAGAGUUUUAAAUUGGGGCCCUGGUUAUACGGGAGGUGAGGAUGCUCAUAGUCUGUUAAGAGAUGUCAUAGAGGCCGAGGAAGUCAGAUUAGAUAGAUGGACUUUAGUGUUCCACCCCGAUGAUAAAUAUACCGAUGACUCCAAAUAUAUAAAUUGUUUAAACAACACCCAAAACACAGAAGAUAAUACUCAAAUAUACAUCAUGAAUAAUUAUUGCGGCAUAGGUCUUGACGCUGACAUCUCUUUAGAUUUUCACAUGGCCAGAACCGAGAAUCCUAGCAAAUUUAGUAGUCGGCUGCAUAAUAAAAGUGUUUAUCUAAAAAUGGGCUUACGGAAAAUGAUGAAGAAAAAGAUUAGUCGGGACUUGCAAAGGGAUAUUAAAUUAGAAGUCGAUGGCAAGGAAAUCGAUAUUCCCGCCGUAGAGGGUCUAGUCAUUUUGAAUAUUUUAAGCUGGGGUUCGGGGGCCAAUUUGUGGGGAGCCGAACGUGAAGAUCAAUUUCAAAAACCUACUCAUUACGAUGGUAUGCUUGAAAUUGUGGGAGUCAGUGGCGUAGUUCAUAUGGGUCAAAUACAAAGCGGACUCAGGAGCGGAAUUCGGAUAGCACAAGGAGGACAUAUAAGAAUCACGAUUAUAAAUGAAAUACCGAUUCAAGUAGACGGAGAACCAUGGCUUCAGCAACCUGGUCAAUGCGUCGUGUUAAAAUCCGCCUUGAAGGCUGCCAUGCUUCGUAAAGUGAAGCAUCACAAAUCCUCAUACCCAACUAUGACUCAACCUCAGCUCGCUAUCACCUUCAACAAUCCCAAAAUGAAACGUUGCAAUACGGACCCGCCAGCCACCACGCUUAGCAGCCCCUCAUCUCCUCCCCACUUGCUUCGAAAUAUCGACAAUACCAGGGAACUCAUACCUUCCGACCAAAAUAAUGACAAUAAUGAUCAAAACGACGUCAUUCCUUAUGUUUCUACCGUUUGAAAAACACGCGCUAAUUUUACUUUUCUUUAUUUAAUAAUGCUCCAAUUACCAAAUAUUUGAAAAUGAUUAGUAUAUUCACUCUCAAACAUUUCCCACAACAAUCCAAGAUAGGAUAUUGCUUUUUUUAUAUUCCCGAGAAUAUAAAAUAUUUUACAAAUGUUUAUUUACUAAAUUAUUCUCAUAAUUCCUAAGAUAUAUUAAGGGGCAAUAAUUGUAUCACUUUCUUUAAAAUUAUAUUACCUUAUAUAUCUAUCAUAUAUUUUUAUGACGAGAAACAGCUUCAUAUAUAAUAUAUUCAAUUUUACACAAUUUCGGUGCCAAUAAAAAAAUUUCCUUUAUGUAAUUCUGACGAAGUGACUAGAAUCGACUUCGAAAAAGACAACAUAAUUAUAAUAAUAUAAAUUUCACAGUCUUAGUUUACAAAAUAACCAAAUUAAUUUAUUUUCAAAUCGUUUUUUAAAUUGUCAUAAUUUUAAUAUUUUUUUUUAAAAAAAAUCUAUUCGUAUAAUAAUAUAUAUAUGGUAUUAAUAUAUAUAGUUAUAAAAAAAAAUUUAAUUUUUAAAACAAAAAAUUAUAGAAUUUGUUUAUAAAAUAAUUUGACGCCAAAUCUAUAUUUAAUUUUUA
This is a messenger RNA of Gordionus sp. m RMFG-2023, 3822 nucleotides long. RefSeq names its product diacylglycerol kinase theta-like. Gene Ontology annotation, molecular function: ATP-dependent diacylglycerol kinase activity. Lineage: Eukaryota; Metazoa; Nematomorpha; Gordioida; Chordodea; Parachordodidae. The record is from RefSeq and is a predicted model, not a curated record. Bases 172 to 3198 code for a protein of 1008 amino acids. The transcript is spliced from 22 exons.